CUAAUUGGAUACUCCAUUGCUUAACAGGUUUCAGUCGAUGAAUGGUGUAAUAUGUGGGAUGCUUAUGCGAAGGAUCCUAGUACUGUGCUGGAAUGGCAGACCAAAUACAUGAAUUUCAUGUUUGAUCUGGAAGAUGCAUCCACUGAUGGCAGCAUUGAUGCACAAGAAUUUGCUUUAGUCUGUUCCAGUUAUGGUUUGGAGAAGAAAGAAUGUGAAGAGGCAUUCAAUAAAAUGUCACAAGGAAAAGCCGAAGUUACUCGUGAACAAUUUGCUGCACUCUGGAAGGAAUAUUUUUCAUCAGAGGAUGUCAAUGCUCCAGGAAACUUUAUUUUUGGCAAAACCUCAUUUUAACGAUCUUAACUUUUUGUUAUAAUUUAUUUUUUCGACUAAAUUUGACUAAAAAAAAUUUCUUAAGGAAUGAAAUUCAGGAAAAGCAAAGCGCCAAAGUCCUUUAGAUUACACAGCAUUACUCGGCAAUGUGUUUUAAUGAAAUUAAUUCAAUUAAUUUUUGAUAUAAAGAAUCAAAUUAAAAUAGAUUAGUUAAUAUAAAUUUAUUUAAAUUUUAAUAAAAUUUUCUCAAUUAAAUUUGUCUAUAAAACGAAUCUUUCAAGUACACUGAGAAAAAUAUGCAAUACUAAAACAAAAGAAAUGUAUUUUUUGUAGUUACUCCGUCGAUGAAUUUUAGAAUAUCAAUUAUUAAUAUUAAAAGUAUUUAAAAAUGAUAUAAAUAAAAUACUUAUAAUUUUCUUGAUGUUAAAAAUUAAAAUCAAAAUUGGAUAUUCCUCGGAUAUACCAGAAAAAACUUUAUCUCUAAAAUAGCAAAAACAAAGUGUAAUGUGUAUUUAUUAAAUGUUAAAAAUAAAAUAAUAUAUAGAAAUGUUUUAAAUCGAUUAUAAUGUUUGUGUGUAGAUAAAAUAUAAAUUUUAAUUAAAUUACCAAAAAAAAAAA
Messenger RNA from Teleopsis dalmanni, 948 nucleotides. Its product is annotated as calexcitin-2-like. Lineage: Eukaryota; Metazoa; Arthropoda; Insecta; Diptera; Diopsidae. Gene Ontology annotation, molecular function: calcium ion binding. The coding region runs from base 52 to 351 and encodes 99 amino acids. The transcript has 2 exons. The record is from RefSeq and is a predicted model, not a curated record.